AUGGCUCAGCACCGCCUGUCGGACAUAUUAGCUAGCGCCGCUGUGGAUUUGGCCCCUUAUGAAACUCUCUACAAGCAUUUCCAUACGCAUCCCGAGCUCUCACUACAAGAGAAGGCCACCUCUGAAACUAUCGCCUCCCAUUUGUCCCAGCUCGGAGCCUAUGAAAUCCACACAAAUAUUGGAGGUUACGGGCUCGUAGGCAUUCUCAAAAAUGGCACUGGAAAGACAAUUCUUCUUCGGGCCGACAUGGACGCCCUUCCAGUCAAGGAACUCACCGGCCUCCCCUACGCGAGUUCGGUGACUAUGGCUGAUGCGGACGGCAAUGAAAAACCAGUGAUGCAUGCUUGUGGCCAUGAUAUGCACAUUACAUGUCUCCUCGCAGCAGCUGAAGCUCUGGCCCGUAUACAAAAUGCGUGGAGCGGGACUUUAAUCGUCCUCUUCCAGCCGAAUGAGGAGCGGGGCGGAGGCGCUCAGGCCAUGGUUGACGAUGGACUUUAUUCGAAGAUUCCCAUGCCUGACUACGUCUUUGGUCAGCACGUCAUGCGAAUGCGAGCGGGAAGUGUUGGUUCCCGUCCUGGUACGAUCAUGGCUGCUGCCGAUAGCUUGAAGAUCACUCUCUACGGCCGCGGUGGUCAUGGGUCACAGCCGCAUCAGACGGUAGACCCCGUGCUCCUUGCUGCGCAUGUUGUUGUUAGGCUUCAGGGCAUUGUGAGUAGAGAAGUGGACGCGAAUGACCUUGCUGUCUUGACGGUCGGGAGCCUGCAGGCAGGGCAGACAGAAAAUAUCAUUGCGGACCGGGCGGAAAUUGGAGUUGACUUUAGAACUGUCAAGUUAGAGACUCGGGAGAAAAUAAUUUCUGCUAUCCGGCGCAUCGUUGAGGCCGAGUGUGUUGCUAGUGGAUCGCCGAAACCACCGUUGUUCACACCAACGAGGCGGUUCCCGCCCACCGACAACGAUAAACAUGUGGCCUCCCAACUGGCUGCAUCUUUUGCAGACCAUUUCGAAGACUUUGAUGAUGCUACUCCAAGGACCAAUGUUAGUGAAGAUUUCUCCACGUUAGGUACAUCUCAGGGGCUUCCUUGCUCCUUUUGGUUCAUUGGAGGAAUUGACCCAGAGCUCUGGGAUAAAGGCCAGAGAAACGAAAUUUCCAUGGAAGAGAUCCCUGGGAAUCACUCGGCUCUGUUUGCCCCAGUGAUCCAGCCAACGCUGAAAACUGGGAUGGAUGCGUUGUGCAUCGCAGCUUUGACAUUCUUGAAAAAGUAG
This is a messenger RNA of Penicillium samsonianum, 1263 nucleotides long. Its product is annotated as M20 family metallopeptidase. The record is from RefSeq and is a predicted model, not a curated record. NCBI's taxonomy places the organism in Eukaryota, Fungi, Ascomycota, Eurotiomycetes, Eurotiales, Aspergillaceae. Gene Ontology annotation, molecular function: hydrolase activity. The transcript has a single exon. Bases 1 to 1263 code for a protein of 420 amino acids.